AAUGUGAACACAUUUUAUUUUACUAUGAGACCGUGUCAAAUAAACAGUUUGAGGUAGUUAAUCUUCAAGGGAACGACACUGACCAGUUCGAAGAUUAGAUUUGCAUUUCCAUCAGGACUGGAGCAAAGAUUUAAUCAUUCCUCGGUGUACCAAAGCAAAGACGUUGUCGAGGUCGAACGUUGCCAGAUUUGAAGUUAAUCUUCAGGACGUAUCCAUGUUUGCGGAUCAGCGGCUUGGCUGUGUCCUCAAUUGAGUGCCUGCACGGGAGGGAUGCUCAGUUGUGUCAAGUCAGCCAAAAACAGCAAGAGUCAGACCAGAAAGGGAGCCAGCUGGAUUUCAUGAUAAGAGCAUUAUUACAUUUUUUAAUUGAAAGAGCAGCUGCAGACAUGUAGACAGAUUAUUGUCAUACUUUAAGGUUCAGGGAUUGGGGAAUUAGAAUCACAAACAAGACAUUUUGAUUGAAUGGGAAUUAGUUGUAUAGAUUAUUCAAAAUCUGAAAAUAUAUAUUUGUACUGCACUGGGAAAAAAAAGUUUAAUUAACGGUCAGGCGAUGAUCUGGAAGAAAUGAGAAACAUCUAAAAAAUAUUCAUAGGAAAAUUAUGUGAAUACAAAUUUCACUCGUUUCGUUUGCUUAAAAUAGAGUUUUUUUUCCCUCCAUUGAUGCAAAUUCAGCCUUUACUUUGAAAGGUGGAACCAGAAGUGCCGCUUUCUACUCUUGCAAUCUUGACAGCAGGAGCACAGUUCACGGUCCUCCUCCUCAGUUGCAGUCUACAAUUCAAGUGUGCACCGGGAAAAAAACAUGUUAACAGGGAUGUCUGGCCAGUGAAUAUGGGAAGCAAAAACAUAACUGGCACAUGACGGAUUUUAGAAUGGGAAAACUGGAGUUCAUUUGAUCUGUGACAACUGCAAGUGGAGUGUGUUUUUGUUUUUUUUGUCGUCUUUUUUCUCAUCACAAUGUGUGAGGAAUGGAUGUGGGUCGGAUGCCAGUUUAUUUUUGUUACGGAUACAAGGACUGGCGAGUUAUCAGCAUGAAUUACCGAGGGCAGAGUAACUGACAUCAAUGUUAAAUUCGACUUCUGAGGGAGGACCAUGGCGAAAAGGAAGGGACUGUUAUUUUCACUGCUGUACUUUAUGGCAGAGUUUUGGCUCACUUCGCAGCAAGUCCUGAGAAUUGGCGGCAUCUUUGAGACACUUGAAAAUGAGCCCAUAAGUGUUGAAGAACUGGCCUUUAAAUUUGCCGUUACCAACAUUAACAGGAACCGGACCUUAAUGCCAAACACCACGUUGACCUACGACAUCCAGAGAAUAAACCUAUUCGACAGCUUUGAGGCCUCAAGAAAAGCCUGCGACCAGUUGGCUCUUGGUGUCGGGGCCGUGUUCGGCCCCUCUCACAGCUCAUCCGUGAGCGCGGUCCAGUCCAUCUGUAACGCCCUGGAAGUCCCCCACAUCCAGACUCGCUGGAAACACCCUUCAGUGGACAACAAAGACAGCUUCUUCAUCAACCUCUACCCAGAAUACGCCUCCAUAAGCCGCGCUGUGUUGGACAUAGUGCAGUACUACAAGUGGAAGACGGUCACUGUGGUCUACGAGGACGCAACUGGGCUGAUCCGUUUGCAAGAGUUGAUCAAAGCUCCGUCCAGAUACAGCAUUAAAAUCAAGAUCCGCCAGCUGCCAACAGGAAGUAAAGACGCCCGCCCUCUGCUGAAAGAGAUGAAGAAGGGGAAGGAGUUCUAUGUCAUCUUCGACUGCUCCUACCAGACAUCUGCUGAUGUCCUCAAGCAGAUCUUGUCCAUGGGGAUGAUGACUGAAUACUACCACUUCUUCUUCACCACACUGGACCUGUUUGCCCUCGACCUGGAGCCGUACCGCUACAGCGGGGUCAACAUGACGGGGUUCAGGCUGCUCAACAUCGACAGCCCCCAGGUGGCCACAGUGGUGGAGAGGUGGGCCAUGGAACGACUGCAGGCCCCCUCCAAAGCUGAGACCGGAAUGAUGGAGGGGAUGAUGACCACCGAAGCGGCUCUGAUGCACGACGCCGUCUACAUGGUGGCCGCCGCCUCGCAACGCGCCGCCCAGAUCACCGUCAGCUCCCUCCAGUGCCACCGACACAAACCCUGGCGCUUUGGAUCGCGCUUCAUGAACAUGCUCAAAGAUGUACAAUGGAACGGCUUGACGGGGCAAAUAAUUAUAAACAAGACGGACGGCCUGCGGAAAGAAUUUGAUUUAGACGUCAUCAGCCUGAAGGAGGACGGCCUGGAGAAGACGAUCGCAGGGAACAACCGCCUGAAUAAAGUGUGGAAAAAGAUCGGUGUGUGGAACUCCCAGACAGGCCUUAAUUUAACAGAAAGCAACAAGGACUCAUCCACCAAUGUGACCGACUCAAUGGCCAACAGGACCCUCAUUGUCACUACCAUUCUGGAAAAUCCUUAUGUCAUGUACAAGAAAUCCGAUAAGCCGCUGUAUGGAAACGACCGCUUUGAGGGCUACUGCCUCGACCUGCUCAAAGAGCUCUCCAACAUUUUGGGCUUCUCCUAUGAGGUCAAGCUGGUGUCAGACGGCAAAUAUGGAGCUCAGAACGACAAGGGGGAGUGGAACGGCAUGGUGCGGGAACUCAUCGAUCACGUGGCUGACCUGGCCGUGGCUCCGCUCACCAUCACAUAUGUGAGGGAAAAGGUGAUAGACUUCUCCAAGCCCUUCAUGACACUGGGCAUCAGCAUCCUCUACCACAAACCCAACGGCACCAACCCGGGAGUCUUCUCCUUCCUCAACCCUCUCUCUCCUGACAUCUGGAUGUAUGUGUUGCUGGCGUGCCUCGGUGUCAGCUGCGUGCUGUUUGUCAUUGCAAGGUUCACUCCCUACGAGUGGUACAACCCACACCCCUGCAACCCAGACUCAGACGUGGUUGAAAACAACUUCACUCUCAUAAAUAGUGUCUGGUUUGGAGUUGGAGCACUUAUGCAGCAAGGAUCCGAACUGAUGCCCAAGGCCCUCUCCACCAGGAUCGUUGGUGGCAUAUGGUGGUUCUUCACCCUGAUCAUAAUCUCCUCGUACACUGCCAACCUGGCUGCCUUCCUCACUGUGGAGAGAAUGGACUCGCCGAUUGACUCUGCGGAUGACUUGGCCAAGCAAACCAAAAUAGAGUACGGCGCUGUGAGAGACGGCUCCACCAUGACCUUUUUUAAGAAAUCCAAGAUCUCAACCUAUGAGAAAAUGUGGGCAUUCAUGAGCAGCAGGAAAAACACAGCCCUGGUGAAAAACAACCGGGAGGGGAUUCAGAGGGUCCUCACCACGGACUACGCUCUUCUGAUGGAGUCCACCAGCAUCGAGUACAUCAGCCAGCGCAACUGCAACCUCACACAGAUCGGAGGCUUGAUCGAUUCAAAGGGCUAUGGAGUGGGAACCCCAAUUGGCUCCCCUUACAGAGACAAGGUCACCAUCGCCAUCUUGCAGCUGCAGGAGGAAGGGAAGCUGCACAUGAUGAAGGAGAAAUGGUGGAGGGGCAAUGGCUGCCCGGAGGAGGACAGCAAAGAGGCCAGUGCCCUGGGUGUGGAAAACAUAGGGGGGAUCUUCAUUGUGCUGGCAGCUGGACUGGUCCUCUCGGUUUUUGUAGCGAUCGGAGAGUUUAUUUACAAAUCCAGAAAAAACCUGGACAUCGAGGAGGUGAGUGUCGGCCAGUGCGAAUGGCACAACAAGUAUUAACACACAGAGGGAUUCAUCCCGAGACUGUUAUGAACCUACUACAGAUUUGCGUUUGUCAUUGUUGUCGUCGGGGGACUGCAGUAAUCACUGGGCCAGCCACAAAAAAAAAAAGAAGUCUGAAUGUGUUGGACUGCAUUGUUACAAUCAAAACAGAUAACUUUUUAACGCAGAGUUUCGUAUUUUUAGUAGUUUUUGAUGUAGAGCACAUGAACAUUUUAGUCCUGAUUGGAAGAAAAACAUUUGAAACCCCUUUCUAAGAUGACAGAUGGUCGUCGACGUCUGACAUCAUGACACUUGACCAUCUUGGCCUUUCUCAAACAAAAAAAAAUACUGUAACACUGUAACAUUGUUUUUUUGUGUGAAAACGAAAUGUCAUUGUCAUUGCCAUUAUAUUGUGGGAAAGUGAUGGUGAGUGGUAUAUUUAGGUUUGCAGUAGGUUUGACAGGAUUCUGUUAUGCAAUGUUUGCGAUUUUCAUAUCCAUAGCGCACAGACACUGACAUUAACAGCACUAUGUCUUACCACUUUUGUAUGUACUCAUGUAUUUCGGAGCAUCUUUUGGUUCACUCAGUGACGGUUGUUUCCAAUUUGUUUAUGGACCAGUGCUCCCUCAGAAAUGUCAUCAAGUUGCUUAAUGUCUAAAGAUUUUUUUUCUGAUGUUUUUCUUUUAUAUCAUUGAGUUCAUGAACAUGCAUGUUAAGUCUCUCGUGUUGGAAUUGUUUCAGAAUGAUAAAGUUACGUGCGAACAUAA
This is a messenger RNA of Scophthalmus maximus (turbot), 4448 nucleotides long. Its product is annotated as glutamate receptor ionotropic, kainate 1. NCBI's taxonomy places the organism in Eukaryota, Metazoa, Chordata, Actinopteri, Pleuronectiformes, Scophthalmidae. Gene Ontology annotation, molecular function: transmitter-gated monoatomic ion channel activity involved in regulation of postsynaptic membrane potential; kainate selective glutamate receptor activity. Gene Ontology annotation, cellular component: presynaptic membrane; kainate selective glutamate receptor complex; postsynaptic membrane. Gene Ontology annotation, biological process: monoatomic ion transport; modulation of chemical synaptic transmission; synaptic transmission, glutamatergic. The transcript has 16 exons. The coding region runs from base 1090 to 3699 and encodes 869 amino acids. The record is from RefSeq and is a predicted model, not a curated record.